AUGCCGGAUAAACGUAAUACAAAACAACCUGGAGAUUUAGCUUCAUUAGAACCUGCCGUGAGGGUUAAGCAGUUAGCGCAUUAUGGGACCAUGGUUGAUGUAGACUUUAAUGUACCACCUAGAAGAUAUUAUAGAUCAGGCUUAGAAAUGGUGAGAAUGGCCAAUGUUUACUUAGCUGAAGGCAGCCUGGAAAAUGCUUACAUAUUGUACAUGAAAUUCAUGACCUUAUUUCUUGAGAAGAUAAGGAAACACCCAGAAUAUAAUACAGUGUCGGCAGAUAUAAAAUCUGAUAACCAAAUAAAAUUGAAAGAAGUUAUGCCUAAAGCUGAGAAACUUAAACAAAAGCUUCUUGAACAGUACACUAAGGAACAUGAAAUUUAUAAAGAAAAUGAGAAGAAAAGACUUAUUGCUGAAGAGGCGAGAAAGAGACAGGAACAAGAAGAUGCGAAACUGGCUAAACGCCUCCAAGCUGAUGAAAAUAAGCAGGAUACCAAUGUAAAAACACCACACUUGCUACAUGCGGAAGAAUGGGCGGCGACACCAUCAGCGCCUCCGGUGGAUGCAGUCUUGUACCCGGAUGAUUUUGCUUCAGAACCAGUUCAACCUCCAGCACACAAUUAUCAUCCAGUCCCACCCUUGAUACCACCGUCACGACCACACCAUGACACUAAUGAGGCUCUGCCCCCCUUGUCGGCGGGGCGAAGGCUCCGUUCGGUCAUCGUGCCAGCCACGCUGUUGGCCCGCUUCCAAACCCUGGCCGCCCCUAACACCGCGCGGAACAUUGAACUUUGUGGAAUACUGGCCGGCAUUCUGGAGCGGGAUCAGCUUAAAAUCACUCAUGUGAUAGUGCCCAAGCAGACUGGCACUGCAGACUCAUGCAGCACAAAUAAUGAGGAGGAAAUUUUCCAUUACCAAGAUCAACACAACCUUAUAACCCUGGGAUGGAUACAUACACAUCCGACUCAAACUGCUUUCCUGUCUUCGGUUGAUCUGCACACACAAUGUUCUUAUCAGUUGAUGAUGCCUGAAGCCAUAGCUAUAGUUUGUGCACCAAAAUAUAAUGAAAUUGGUUACUUCGCAUUAACUCCAGAAUACGGAAUGCAAUUCAUCGCAAACUGCAGACAAAGCGGUUUUCAUCCACACCCCAAUGACCCACCAUUGUUUCAUACUGCAACUCACAUACGUCUCGACCAAACGGCGCCGGUUGAAAUGGUAGAUCUGAGGAGA
Messenger RNA from Iphiclides podalirius (scarce swallowtail), 1227 nucleotides. The record is from the annotation of a GenBank genome assembly. Lineage: Eukaryota; Metazoa; Arthropoda; Insecta; Lepidoptera; Papilionidae.